Molecule: messenger RNA, 3042 nt
Organism: Homalodisca vitripennis (glassy-winged sharpshooter)
Lineage: Eukaryota; Metazoa; Arthropoda; Insecta; Hemiptera; Cicadellidae
Product: putative nuclease HARBI1
Exons: 2
Coding region: 727-1977 (416 amino acids)
Source: RefSeq, a predicted model, not a curated record
UAUCCCUCAUACAGUUCCAAAAAAGUUUCAAUGUUGUUUAUGUUCCAUUUAUCAUACUUUUUUACCUUUUUUCCUUCCUUCUUGACAGUCUCCUUUCCUAUCACGGGUUUAUCACUUUCAUUGUUCUCGUUGGUAUCAGCCAUGACAACUCAGUAACCACUACAACUAUAACAAAUAUACAAAUUAACCUUAAACUCAAAUGUACAGAGCACACCGGAACACGACUAAACACUCACUUUACUUGCUUACAAGUCGGAGUGGUCUGCAAGUCACGUGUUUACACAGGCAAGUGGAGCCGGCGUGCAAGUAGAACUGACGCGCAAGUUGUUACUUGCGCCGGUAAUAUUUGUCAGAACAAAUAUUACCGGCGCAAGUAAACAAUGCAUGCAAGUCAGCCCUGCAAGUUUAACUUUUGUGCAUGUUAGUGUUUACAUUUGCAAGUUUUCUUGCAAGUAAAACUUGCGCAAGCGCUACAUGCUAGUGUAAACGGGGCUUACGCUUCCAUUUAAACUACAAGUAUGUUGAGUCGCGCAGCACGUCGCGCGGCUCAAGUCGCGCGGCAUGUCGCGUCCAUGUGUACGAGGCCUUAAGCCCCCCACACACCUUCGAACAUUUCACCCAACCUGACCUGGCGUCGUACCCAACGCCCAACCUGUCAAGUUAGACGUUUACCCCCACACUGUCGAACGUGCGAUCGAGCAGGUUGGGUGUCUUGUCAGUUGUAUUAUGGAUUUCGAGACAAGUGUAGCUGUUUGUGCUGGCGCUUUUUGUCUGAAACGACAAAAGAAGAAAAAAGAUCGACGCUUGUGGUCUAAAAAAUGGUUUUUGGACCGGAGUAAGUUUAGCCAUAUGUCGCUUCUUGCUGAACUUGCCAUUAGUGAGCCUCAAGACUUCAAAAAUUAUCUAAGGAUGAGCGAGGAAAGCUUUGAAUAUCUAUUCGGAAGACUGUGUGAGCACAUAGAAAAAGAAGAUAGCCUUUUGAGAACCUCAAUUCCUGCAAAAGAACGUCUUGCAGCCACUCUCCAGUUUCUAGCCAGUGGUAGGAGCUACGAGAAUCUGAAGUUUAGUUGUGCAAUAUCUCCGCAAGCACUAGGAAAAAUCAUACCAGAAACUUGUGCAGCUAUUUUUGAUGUUCUAAAGGAAGAUUUCUUAAAGUUUCCUUGCAAUGAAUCGGACUGGAUGAACAUAGCUGUGGACUUCAAAAAGUACUGGCAAGUUGAAAACUGUGUCGGCGCUAUAGACGGAAAACACAUAGCGAUUCGUCAACCUCCGAAAAGUGGGUCAUACUACUACAACUACAAAGGGUUCCACAGCAUUGUUCUUUUUGCUGUGGUCAAUGCUAAUUAUGAAUUCAUCUAUGUAAAUUGUGGUACUAAUGGAAGAGUAUCCGAUGGUGGCGUACUUAUGGAAACUGAUUUUGGAGAGUUGCUGGAAAAUAAGGAAUUGCACUUGCCGUCACCAACAAGCUUCGAUGACAGGAGAGACGUUUGCCUCCCUUUUACAUUCCUUGGAGAUGAAGCUUUUCCUCUGAAGGAAAAUCUUAUGAAGCCCUAUCCAAACAAAGGAAUCACCCACGACGAAAAGAUUUUCAACUAUCGGAUGUGCCGUGCUAGGAGAGUGGUGGAGAAUGCGUUUGGCAUCUUAGCGACUCGAUUUAGAGUCCUUCUUUCGACAAUGAAUGUUAGUGUAGAGAGGGCAGAAAUCAUUGUUUUGGCGUGUUGUACUUUACAUAAUUUUCUACGCCAGAAAAGUCCAACCUACCUAACUCAAAGUAGUGUGGAUUGGGAGGACACUUCAGCAGGCCAGUUAAAUGAGGGUGAGUGGAGGCAGAACACGCAAGAACUUCUUGGGUUUAAAAGAAUGAGGCGGGAUGGCAGAGAACAAUCAAUUGCCAAUGCAGUUCGAGGUUGGUAUAAAAGUUUCUAUAACAACGAAGGAAGUGUUGAUUUCCAAGAAAAAAUGAUUAAUAAGCGUUGACAGUUCGGUAUUGAGUGUAAACAAGUGCGAUGAUAUAGUUAACAACAACAAAAAUUAUAAAAUAUGUUGAUUUUGCUAUGUAGUCCUAUCUUUUUCAAUUUGAUAACUAAAUAUUGGUGAACUUUGUACAUUUUUUCUAAUUCGUUUAGAUACCAUAACUGUGUCUUAUUUAUAUUUUAAUUCGCUAACUUUGGAAAAAAGCAAUGUUGUAGUUUAUUUAAUUAUAUUGAACUUAGAAAAAAACUAAAGUGUAUUUGUUUUCCCUUUAACGUAUGCCUAAAUAUUACUGUAUUGCAAUUAUAUAUUGCAAUUUUGAUUAAUAUAUUCAUUCUUGAAAUUUAACUUUUAUUAUGUAAACUUAUUAGAUAAAAAAUUAACUUAUAUUACCCUUCAAACAUGUGCCAAAGAGCUUUUUGUCACCCACGAUAUUUUUAAUAUUGAGGUAUGUUACUCUGAAGACAGUUCUAAGUAAAAAUAAAUAGGAAGGUAGAUAGAAGUAAAACCAAAACAGAUGAAAUUCCUAGGAAAUAUACGCGUUUAUUCAUCACCAUGAGCAAUGCUCAAGGCUACACCUCUGUGGGGUUAAGUUAAAUGACUGAAUAUCUAUAAAUGUUAGAAAACUUGCACAACAUUAACACGCAAAGGAUAUGAGUUUUAUCCUAAUUAUUUAUUAUUAUUUAUUUAUCAUAAUUAUUAAAUAGUUUUUAUCUUGGGGGCAAAAUUAUAGUCUAUUGCAACGUACUACGAAAUUAAGGAAUAAAGUUGAAUUUUUCAAACAUCAUUGACAUAAUGUUAUACUGUUUAUAUAUAUAAAUUAGUUUUGUGCUGUUUUUAACUUUAAUAUAAUUUAUUGUAAUCUAACUUAACCGUACGAGGUGUUGUCCAAAUAAUGACCUAGCGCUCAAUCCUAAGUAAAAAUAAGGAAAGUAAUAACAGUAAAUUGGUAACAAUUAAACUGACACUUACUUUGGUUAUUUCGUCCUGCGUUUCCGCUUCCACGUCGUCCACUCCUUCUUCAUCUUCUUCAAGGGACGCAAUACUUCUGGAUCUUUUGCCGAUCGAAGA